AUGGCAGCCUCCAGCGACCUGCAGGCUCUGCAGCUUCAGAAUCGGAACCUGCAGCAAAAGCUCGACUGGAAGCAGCUCAAGAUCAACCAGCGCGACAAGCACAUUCGCGAUCUCCGCGACGCGACGCCGGCGCGCGCCGCCGACCUCGAGCGCCUCGAACGGUCGCUCUGCCGGCUCUCGUUGCAGAUGGAGCACAUGCAGCUCGUCAUAAAAAAACCGGAGUGGUCGUUUCACACCUUUGCGAUGCCGGAGAAGACCGCCUCCUCGGCGCACACCAUCUUUGUCCGACCGCCCAGCGGGAACAGGCUCGAGGUCACAAUCCCGCCGGGCAAGCUGCCGGGCGACAUCUUCACCGUGAUGCUCAAGGACGAGGACGCGUACCCGCCGGACUGGGUGUGGCACGCGGCGCCGCCCGCGGCGCCCGCGCACUCCGCGCCGCCGCCGUGGGCGGAGGAGCAGCCGGCGGCGCAGGAGGGCGAGGACGGGGAGGAGGGCGCAGACGAGGAAGACGCAGACGAGGCGGCCCUCCGGAAGAAAGCGCCGAUGCCUGUCGGACACACAGACCCGCGCUGUGGACCGCAGCCACCGUGGGUCCAGCAGCGCGAGCUGGUGUGCAUCCGCGCUCCCAGAGCAUGCCGGUGGAUGGCCUUGACCAGGCCUGAGCAGCUCAGGAGUGGAGGCAGCCUCUGUCUGGACGAGUAG
Emiliania huxleyi CCMP1516 is the source of this 702-nucleotide messenger RNA. RefSeq lists its product as hypothetical. The transcript has 2 exons. The coding region runs from base 1 to 702 and encodes 233 amino acids. The record is from RefSeq and is a predicted model, not a curated record. Lineage: Eukaryota; Haptophyta; Isochrysidales; Noelaerhabdaceae.